Molecule: messenger RNA, 1694 nt
Organism: Alnus glutinosa
Lineage: Eukaryota; Viridiplantae; Streptophyta; Magnoliopsida; Fagales; Betulaceae
Product: tubulin beta chain-like
Exons: 3
Coding region: 93-1430 (445 amino acids)
Biological process (GO): microtubule cytoskeleton organization; mitotic cell cycle
Cellular component (GO): cytoplasm; microtubule
Molecular function (GO): GTP binding; GTPase activity; structural constituent of cytoskeleton
Source: RefSeq, a predicted model, not a curated record
CCCUCUCCUUCAGGACAUUCCAAAGGAGAGUCACUGGCAGUUUAAAAAAUACUCUGAAUUCCUUAGGUAGUUAACCUCUCAUCCAAGCCAAAAUGCGUGAGAUUCUUCACAUUCAGGGUGGGCAAUGUGGGAACCAAAUUGGAUCCAAGUUCUGGGAGGUCGUCUGCGACGAGCACGGCAUCGACCCGACCGGCCAGUACACUGGAAACUCCGAGCUUCAGCUCGAGAGAGUAAAUGUCUAUUACAAUGAGGCUAGCGGCGGGCGGUAUGUGCCACGAGCGGUGCUCAUGGACCUUGAGCCAGGCACCAUGGACAGCAUCAGGACUGGCCCUUAUGGCCAGCUUUUUAGGCCUGAUAACAUAGUUUUCGGGCAGUCUGGUGCUGGGAACAAUUGGGCUAAGGGGCAUUACACAGAAGGCGCCGAGCUUAUCGAUUCGGUGCUUGAUGUCGUUAGGAAAGAAGUUGAGAACAGUGACUGCUUGCAAGGAUUUCAAUUCUGUCAUUCGCUAGGAGGUGGAACUGGAUCUGGAAUGGGAACUCUGCUCAUUUCGAAAAUUAGAGAAGAAUACCCGGAUAGAAUGAUGCUCACAUUUUCUGUCUUCCCAUCUCCCAAGGUGUCUGACACUGUUGUGGAGCCUUACAAUGCCACGCUGUCUGUUCAUCAGCUCGUAGAGAAUGCUGAUGAAUGUAUGGUUCUUGACAAUGAAGCACUCUACGAUAUCUGCCUAAGGAUUCUUAAGCUCGCCAACCCGAGCUUUGGGGACUUGAAUCAUCUAAUUUCGGCAACAAUGAGUGGAGUGACUUGUUGUCUGCGAUUCCCGGGCCAGUUGAACUCAGACCUGCGGAAACUAGCAGUGAAUUUGAUCCCAUUCCCACGUCUUCACUUCUUCAUGGUGGGUUUCGCUCCUCUGACAUCUCAAGGAUCACAGCAGUACCGCGCGCUCACCGUGCCGGAGCUGACCCAGCAAAUGUGGGACGCCAAGAACAUGAUGUGCGCAGCCGAUCCAAGGCAUGGCCGAUACCUCACAGCAUCAGCCUUGUUCCGAGGCAAAAUGAGCACCAAAGAAGUUGAUGAACAGGUGAUGAAUGUACAGAACAAGAAUUCUUCCUACUUCGUCGAAUGGAUCCCCAACAACGUCAAGUCUAGCGUCUGUGACAUCCCGCCAAAAGGGCUUUCCAUGGCUUCAACUUUCAUUGGGAAUUCGACCUCUAUACAGGAGAUGUUCAGGAGAGUGAGCGAGCAGUUCACGGCCAUGUUUAGGAGGAAGGCUUUCUUGCACUGGUAUACUGGAGAAGGAAUGGAUGAGAUGGAGUUUACUGAAGCGGAGAGUAACAUGAAUGAUCUUGUCGCAGAGUAUCAGCAGUACCAGGAUGCAUCUGCCGAUGAAGAUGGCGAGUAUGAAGCUGAUGAUGACACUGAUGAGAAAUGAAGGUGCUCGACUGGCUUGCUGUUUCGUAUGAUGCGAGCACUACUUAAUCAAUAAGGUUUUAGUUCCUUAACUAUGAGUGCAAUAGAUUUACUCCAUCAAGAUUUUGUGUUCCAUUAAGCAAAGUCACUUCCAUGACAAUAUUGCUUCUUUAAUUUAGGCUGUUUAAUUAUGGUAUAAUGAUCAAGGUUUUAUACUUGGUGAUGGCUCACUUGACUCUUAAAAUGAUGAAUUUACAUCAUAUAAUUAUAUAUUUACGUUUCCCAA